ACGAAAUGUUAAUGUAUGUUCGAUGUCGCUGCAAUAUUUCCUAUCGUAUAAACAGGUACAUAUACUCGUAUGUGUAGGUAAAAUUGACUUGUGUUAGAAAGGAAAGAAGGCGCAAACUGUAAUUUCAAUUAACUCUACAUCAAUUUAAAUUACAAUCUUCGUAUAGAGAACAAAGUGUUAUCAAUAAGUGCAGCUCUAAUGUGACCUUCAAGCAACUAUUCAAGGUCAAAUUAAUGACACCAUCUUACGUCUUUUAUCUCAUCCAACUUUUGUCUCAAACAUUUGUUUCUAAAAUGCAGUUUUCGAAAAAUUUAGGGGUUUUCACACUUUUCCCUCACCCUGUAUAAUUUAUAUAACGCCAAAAAAAAGUAUGCCAUUUGAUUUAACUGUCCUGUGUAUCUUUCAUUUCUAAAUUUCCUUUUCGUCGCAACAAUUUCGCUCGUGGAGCUUUACAAAUCCACGAGCGUUUCGUUAACAUCCUUCGACAAAUAGCUGUGACGGCUCGCGUUCGACUUUGUGUAAACAAUGUAUUCAUUUACAUUCAUCUGCACAGAUCUUUAUAUUACCAUGCAAAUGUGUAUGGAGAAAAAAAAAAGUGAACCGAUAUUAGAUUGGCAUUUCGUUUCAUACAUUGCGAAUACUUCACGCAGCGACUAUACACAAUGAUAAUAAGGGUACGUGUAGUUCCACUCUUAAUCUAUUAUUUGAACAAUAUACCCUUAGCCUUAGCUUUGUCGCAAAAACCGAACUUGUUAAACAAGCAUGAAUUACGAAAACAGAUUAAUACAUUGUCUAAUGGCAAGCACGGUGACAAAAUGUUUCUGAAUGUCGACGAAUCUGAAUACCCGAGAGCUAACAAGACCCUAAGACGUGUACACAAGCAACAGUGGCUGGAUUAUUACAAGUGUUUGGAGAGGACGUAUGCGGACGCGAGGCACGACAGAAUCACCUAUCCGAACGCGCUCGUAGCGCUCGAGGGAACGUCCGUGACCUUAGAAUGCCGAAUCUGCAUCUCGCCGAUGGAGAUACGCGUGACUUCUCUAACAGAAUGGUACUUCGGUAGCAGCAACAGCAGCGGUGAAAGUAAUAGCGCUAAAAGUACACUGUGGAACACGGACUAUCGCAUUCUUAAUUCACCAGACAACCGAUAUGUCACCAUGUACAAUGUCAAGUUGGAGCAAGCAGGAACGUAUUGGUGUGAAGUAGGAGACACCAUAGGAUCAGUUUACUACUUGCACAUUGACAGCGAUUUGAAAACGGUAAAUGUACAGCCACCGGAUAGCGCGGUGAUGGUGGAAAAUGUGCCGGAGUACAAGCUGAGGGUUCACACCGCUUGGACAACGUGGAGUCCCUGCUCCACGUGCGACGCGGUCGGGAUAAAGCUGCGAUACGGUUACUGCACCGUCUCCCUCUUGGAAAUGUCAGAGCACAGAUAUCUCGCUAACGAAAGCACACCGACAACGAAUCAGCAUACGAAGCCGCGACGUAUGAAGCGAGCCGGUGAACGGAAUCGUGCGCGCAGAGGCGUGAUGCAGGCAGACGUGGACGUGACAAAUACAACUUUGAGCAUUCAAUUGAGAACGGUACUAAUGUUGUUUAGAAACAAACUACCGUGCAAAUCGAGACUUCUUCCGGAACAAGUUCGACAAAUUCCCGGUAUUAAGGAGAGAAAAACUGCAAUAAUGAGUCGAUACUGCAAGAAAACAUGUGAGAGAAAUAUUAUAUUCCAAGUGCGCGAUGAAAAGGGCAAUGUUCUGGAAAGUGCAAACAAUAGCGCUGGUAUAUUUUCCAUGAUUCAAGGAAUACCCGAAGCACUGCCAUCGAUUGCACGUAGCGUAAUUUAUGAAAAACACAAUAAAAAGAUGAAGCUCGUUUGUCCAGGAAAUUUGAACGCGGAUACUCCAAUUGUUUGGCGAAUCGAUGACAAAGCGAUAAUACCAUCUCACAUUAAAUUGCAAUCGAAUGGAAGAAUUCGUAUUAAUCCUCAGAUGCAAAUACUAUUUGAACCUUUAAAGUUUGAGGAUGCUAAUACAUACAGCUGUUGGCAGAAUAACGAAGUUGCUGGAAUAAUAAAGCUGAAUGUGAUUGGAGAGAUGGAGUUCAGGCUGAGUCACCAUGUUAUCUUAAUUGGUGCCGCCGUUAUAAUUAGCGUAGUUCUGAUAACGUUUUGGAGGGCAUUCAAGGGACGUACGCGAUACACGAUGCAUUGAUAAGUUCGUAAACGCUGACGUGUAAGUUGAAUCGUUCGGCUCGUCAGCGACAGUUUGUAAAAUAACAAUUUACUCGGAACGGAGAAUGAUAAACUCGCUCAAGU
This is a messenger RNA of Vollenhovia emeryi, 2314 nucleotides long. RefSeq lists its product as uncharacterized. The coding region runs from base 663 to 2210 and encodes 515 amino acids. The transcript is spliced from 8 exons. NCBI's taxonomy places the organism in Eukaryota, Metazoa, Arthropoda, Insecta, Hymenoptera, Formicidae. The record is from RefSeq and is a predicted model, not a curated record.